UAUUGUUUGGCAUAUCGAGGAAAGAAGAAACUGAUUUGAUAAAUUCUAGUUAAUAUCUUCGCCGUGUUAUUUUGAAAUAAGCAAAAUCGAUGUGUGAAAACAUGUCACAGAUAUGCGCUGUUGUAUUGGUGGUUAUAUUGAGUUUAACAACUGUGGAUGCUGGUAAAAAAUACCAAUCUUACCUUCACAAAUGGCACUGCGGACUAAACUACAGGACGCCACGUGACUACAACGAGGGCCAUACCUUCUCCUUUGGAUUUUGCUUCAAAGACCCGUCCCAAUUUUGUUUUAGACAUGCCGUGACAAUGAACGGCUGUAAACAGCACAGUAACAUGGGCUUAUAUUGCUGCAUUAUGGAGAAUGUAAACGAAAAAUAUUUCCACUCAAGAAAAUAUAACCGUACAGAAGUUCACACGUGGCUCACUAAAGACAAGUUUCUGUCCAUAACGUCACUUUUUAAAAGAAACAUUGUCAUGUACAGAUUUUUAAUUAUGGACAUUGCAAUAGCUAACAUUGAUACAAAAGAAGAAUUGGCUGCAUUCCUCUCCAUUGUAUUUCUUGACACAAAUUUUCUGACCAAUAUGGAGGAACAUUUACCAGUAGAUAUUGCUAAAAAUGUUUCAACGCAUGGUGAAAAUGAUGAAAUCAAGUUUAUUGGGCGUGGCGCAAUACAUGUGAAAGGAAGGAAGUUCUACCAAUGGAUAAGUCCGAAGUUAAACAAGCUUUUACAAAAAGAAGGAAAGCAUAAUUUAACAUUAAUAAACGCAGUUGGGGCCCCAGAAGUAUUACUUUUUCCAACAUCCGCAUUCCGAACUGCUGCAUAUAUUUGGGGUGAAAGUUAUUCUUAUGUUAGAGGGAAACCAUUGGGAAAAUUAUAUAAAAGACUAGCUGAUGGAAGUCUGGAGAAUAUGGUGAAAAUAUUAUAUCAUUUAAAAAAUGAUACCAAACAACUACCAGCUCUGUUGAACAUAUGGCAAAGAGUUAGAAAGGUUCUAAAUUGUCCCGGCGAUAUCAAAAGGGAUGAAAAAAGACGAGGGUCUUACCAUUGCCUUUAUGAACCAUUAUGUCGCAGUGGAAUAAUGAAUGAAGAUGAUGCUUUUUGCAACACGGGUGGAUAUCCGAAGAAAAAACUUUGCUUAGAGCAUACAAAGGAUCUUCUUGUUGUGUUAAUGUUUCAUCCAGAUUUUCCGCAAAACCAUCGCAAACACAAGGUUGAAACUUUUGUUUCGAACAUUUUUGCGGAUUAUUCCCGUCAAUCAAAUAUUAAAGUGGCAUUUUCCAUUGAUGAUUCAUGCUCAAUCAGCAGAGCGUUUUCAAAGCCAUCAAAAUUGUAUCAGUUUCUUCGUACAAUGCCAAACUCAUUACCGAUGAAACUAUCCACAAUGAUCAAUGCUACUGUAGAAACUUUGAAGGAAAGUCGACGAAGGAAAAAUCAUCACGAAAUGAAGUACAUUAUCGCCAUAAUAUCAGACAAAGAGAAAGUAUUUUCUGAUGAAACUUUGGGACAGAUAAAUAAUGCUGAAGAUGAGAACAUCCACGUUUAUUCUCUAUUUGCAAAUCACGAUAAACAUUUUUAUAGAAUGGAUAAUAACCAUACCAUGUCUCUGCAAAGUCGUCAGUUAAACCUAAAUCGAGAUGAUAUUACUGAGAGGCUAUGCAAUGAUCCUUCUUAUAUACCAACAAACAGGCCGACACUGAUUCGCUUAAAGCAAAAAGAAAAACAUACCUAUGUUAUCAAAGUAAAAGACUAUCUGACAAAAGAAGGGAAGAAGAAUGUAAUGAUCUACAUAAGAAAUUUGAAAGGAAAAAUUACACAUCAAUUUGGUAAAAUGAACUGGCCUUUACCUUUUGAAAAUGAUGUGUCAUAUGAUGCAGUACACACUGUGAGAAAGUCGCUUCAAAUACAUGAUACAUACGCACGCUUUAAAGGUGAUCCAUAUACAAUCAAAAUGAAGUAUUCAUCAGAAAACAAAAUAUAUAAAUACAAUCCAGACUCGUAUGAUAUUUAUAUACUGUUUGAAGGUGUCAAAGCAGAUAAUCUAGCCGAACUAUUUUUCACAAAGGAAGAACUUGAUAAAGUUAUAAUCCAGGAACUACCAACUCCAUUGAAAGUGAGUUGCAUAGUAUCCAUUUGUUUCCUCGCAAUAUUGCUGUUUACCUUUGCACGACACAGUUUGGUAUUAGUGACAAGACUAAAAGAAGGUUUACGCCGUUUAAUUGGCUACACAGACGACUCCCCAUGUCAUUCAAAAGAACCAGGUUGCAGAUGGUGUUACCGAAGACUAUCAGAUGAUAAAGCGUACUGGAUGCUAUACAAUAGAGAAAAUGGUACGGUAGAUACUGAAUGUAUUCGACGAAAUUCAUUUUUAACAGAACCUAUACGAAUGGAGAAAACAUUGGAUAAGUGUAUGGUUUGUCGAAAUAGAUUGGACUUUGUCUUCGUUAGUUCCAUUCACUUUUUGAGAAUAUUAAUGUUAAUUAUUAUGGAAAGCCUUAUUUUUGCUGGAAUUUAUCGAGUGGAUACGCAGACACAGUGCAAUGUUCUCUCUGGCUUUCUGAUCUUUGUGAUUCAAAUGGUCAUUUUGCUAUGCUCUACUGAAAUGUUGUAUUAUUGUGGAUGGAGAGAGAUUACUAAAAAUAAAGCAUGGUGGAGUGCAAUGUCGGCAUAUUGCAUUGCAUUUUCACUUACUAUUGGAUAUACACGAAAUACGCACAAUCAAAAUUGCUGGCCACUUUCAAACGAUAUCCAGGGAUAUGUUACAUUGGCUUGCGUAUUAAUGCUGACAACGAUUUUCUUUGUUCUGAGUAUCUACUAUGUUUGGAAUAAUGGCAAGCGCUGUUCAACAUUAACACAUUACUGCCUGAUGCUGAUUUCAAUGAUGAUAUUUUUGUUGGCUGUAAUCUUGCUGCAACAACAUCCUCUUGAAAAUCCAGAUAAAUUUGCAACCGUUUUGUUCUUCUCAAUUUUAAAUUGCUUCACAAUGUUGUUGGUUUUCUUCUUCACUCUGGCAGUACAAGCGAAGACCCAGAAUUGGUGUAUGGAUCGUGCGAACAGCAAGCUCACACUUGACUCAAACGAGUUUCUAAAUAACAACAUCAACACACGACCGCAGCAGUUUGACAAAGCAUUAGACGAGGCAGCAGAGAAAGAAAAAUGCAACCAAAAAAGCAGUUUUGUUUUAACAAACAAUGAUCAAUCGAAACAGGCCUUGAAAAAACUUUCUAUUUUAACAUCGAAGCCUCCUUCAUACGCAUCUCACGUAUCAAAUGGAAUGAAUUCCAUUAGUUUACCUAACUAUACAAUACAAUCAGUGUUAUGUAAUUCUAACUCAUCCAUGUGUAACGAAGUGGAAGAUGAAAUCGACAAUGGUUUUGAAAUCAUCGUUCGGAAACGUCCACGGAGCGCAUCUGCUAUGGUGUACAAUACAAAAUACUUAGACGCUCCAAAUGAUAUGCUACAGUCAAAAUCUGCUGAAAUUUGUAAACAUGCAAAACUUCGGCGUGAGGCUAGUGACAGUGAAACAUAUACAUUUGUCACACGCACUCCACCUGUUAUUGAAAUACAUCAUGGUUCUGACACGGAGUAAGUGAGGUAACAAACUCAUCAGACAAAGGAAUUACAACUCAAUGUCAACUCCGGAACUUUAAGUUGGGAUAUUUGUCGUGAUUCAUUUACAGCAAAAGCAACGAAGUGGCAAAUUAGUUAUAAAGGCCAUAUCUCAUUUGUUGAAAUACAUGAUGUUCUAGCCAUUUAUAGUUUAAUAAUGACUAAUAUGUAUAUAUUUGAAAUAUAUUCAAAAAAUAAAUAAAUAGAAUGUGUGGAAUCUAUUUCCAGAAAUAAAUAAACGUACGGAUUACCAUCUGCGCCGAAGUGACGACAAACUACAACCUUGUUUUAAGUGCUUGGUGUCUCUUUUUUAUAACCGGGACGGCGAAAUGUCAGAAAAAGUACAAGAUGCCCUGGGUAGGUUGGGUAAUACCUAAUCAUAUAUGUUGAAAAAUUAACUCCAAGUCCACGAUGCUUGUUACUUGUUUCCGUAGGAGAUUAAAAUCGACAGCUCUCGGUGUUACCGUACGUAGAUGCUGUCUUGACAUCACACUUUAUACUGUGUACAGAGAAAAAACGCAAAAUCAGA
Molecule: messenger RNA, 4136 nt
Organism: Hydractinia symbiolongicarpus
Lineage: Eukaryota; Metazoa; Cnidaria; Hydrozoa; Anthoathecata; Hydractiniidae
Exons: 21
Coding region: 90-3587 (1165 amino acids)
Source: RefSeq, a predicted model, not a curated record